AUUGAUUGUUGUGGUGUACAGUUGGCAAAAAAAGAGUUUUUACCAGUUCAGAGUGUCGAAAAUUGACAAAAAAUGAAGCUUGUGCUACUUUUUGGUGUACUCUGGAUGGGAGUUUUGUGCCAUUCAGUGUUUGGUCAAAAUUGGCAAGAUUUGUCGCACAGCGGCGUCGAUAUUCAGUCCUUCAAUUUCAAUCAGCAGCCAGAUGAUUAUUACAAGCGAACAACGAGCACAACGCCCGUUCCAUCGACCACAACGAAGAAGAGCGGCGGCUUUUUCAGCGGUUUUAAGAAGAUUUUCGGGGGUGGCAAGUCAACCGAAGCUCCUGUUUCAUCGACAACUGCAGCUCCGACGAGAUCAACAACUCGCCCAACUCAAAAAACGACAGUAAAAUCGCGAAUUGAUGUUCCCGCAGCGACUUCAACGACUGCCAAACCGACAAUUUCGACGUCGACACAAAGUUCAAGUACGCGACAAGGCAUCGCAGUUACGCCCUCGAGCACGGUUGUGUCGCAACUUCCAAGUUCAACGGUAUCUACAACGACAACGACGACAACAGUGAGAUCCGUGCCAAAAUCUGUUAGUGUAACGACACCUCGUACAACGACAGCAAAAGAUGAAUGGCCUGCUUUACCGCCCGCCGGAGGAAAUUCCAAUAAUAAAAAGACCAAAGGAAGCACAACUCCGUCUGCGGUUCAAUUUUUGCCGGGAUCAACGACGCCAAGAAGCGUUUCUCGCAGUACGACGAAGAAACCAUCAUCAGGUCCUGUCACAGAUGCUGAACUAGCGACAUUAUCUGAAGCACUUUUCACUAAAGACACUAAUAACGCAUAUCGUUAUGUCACGCCAAACUAUCAGGGACGCACUCAAUCGUCAGUUGGCGAUGACGCAGCACCGGAAAAGCUUCUCACGAUCGACGAACGACACAUUUUUGCACUUCCAACAGUCGAAAAGUUCCGUGCGCUCUUCAAUAACUACGAACAAGAUGCUGCCGUGAACGAGUACAUAACGCCAAACGAGCGCAAGGAGGAAAAUGACUUCAUUGAUGCUGUGAUGGCAACUUCCGUGAUGCGACAUGCCUUGAAUUUCCUGCAACAAAAGGGCAUUUUCGGUCCCGAUCCUGCCAAACAACGCGAAGAAUUGAAAGCGAUAUGGUUCAACAUGUAUUCACGGGGCGGCGGAAAAAUCGGAAGUUCUGGAUUUGAGCAUGUCUUUGUUAGUGAAGUGAAAAAUGGCAGUUUAAGCGGGUUACAUAAUUGGUUGUACUAUUACGAUGAAGAGAAAGCAGGUCGUAUCGACUAUAAAGGGUACAUGAAGAAAUUAACGCUCGGAAAUAAAGCUGACAUCGCCAAGGUUCGAAUGUGCGUUUACGUGAAGGAUCAAAUUUGUAAACCGACAAAUUCAUUAUUUAUUGGCACGUCACCUGAGUUGGAAAUGGCUUUGUACACCGUUUGUUUCGAGCUGCGACCCGAUCAAGAGUGCCCAAUGACGUUUAAUGGCAAAACGUUCAACAUAAAAACUCAUACAUUCAGAUAUCGCGGCAAAAAUCUCAUUGGAAGUGCAUUUGUUGAGAUCUAAAAGACAGUUUUAGUCAUGAAAUAUUCAAUACUCUUAACAAAAAAUACUCGAAAUAAUAGAAAUAACGUUGCAUUUUGAAUAAUUUACUCUGAAAAUGUCUUAAAAUAAUUUUAAACCUUCAAAAAGACGUUUUAAUCAAUGAAAAAACCUGAAUAAACAUUGACAAACAUUGAA
Molecule: messenger RNA, 1749 nt
Organism: Culicoides brevitarsis
Lineage: Eukaryota; Metazoa; Arthropoda; Insecta; Diptera; Ceratopogonidae
Product: endoribonuclease CG2145
Exons: 3
Coding region: 73-1575 (500 amino acids)
Molecular function (GO): RNA endonuclease activity
Source: RefSeq, a predicted model, not a curated record